GUGUGUCCUCUCUCAUACGUUUCAAAUCGCAGUCGCAGAGCAAAGCAGAGCCAAGAAGAAGAAGAAGAAAACCAACAUAAUCAACAACAACAAAAAGCUUGCAAAUUAGAAGAAUCUUCAGUUAAAAGGGAAGAAGAACACACAAGAAGAAAGAGAAGAAGAAACGCGCGCGAAUGAAGGGAGAAUUAGAGUUGCCACCUGGGUUCAGAUUUCACCCCACUGAUGAAGAAUUGGUGAAUCACUACUUGUGUAGGAAGUGCGCUGGUCAACCAAUCGCGGUUCCCGUCAUCAAAGAGGUCGAUUUGUACAAGUUUGAUCCAUGGCAGCUUCCAGAAAUUGGUUUUUACGGCGAGAAAGAAUGGUACUUCUUUUCUCCUCGGGACCGGAAAUACCCGAACGGUUCACGGCCGAACCGCGCCGCCGGAAGCGGCUAUUGGAAAGCCACCGGCGCUGAUAAACCGAUCGGAAAACCGAAAGCGCUUGGGAUCAAGAAAGCUCUGGUUUUUUACGCCGGAAAAGCCCCCAAAGGUGUGAAAACCAAUUGGAUCAUGCACGAAUAUCGCCUCGCCAAUGUUGACCGAUCUGCCUCCAAGAAAAAAAACAACAACUUGAGGCUUGAUGAUUGGGUGUUGUGUCGAAUCUACAACAAGAAAGGGAAGAUUGAGAAAUACAACACAGGCGCAGCGAAGAUGAAUGUUGAGAUGGUUCAUAGUUUUGAGCACGAGAACGAGACGAAGCCAGAGAUUCAUAAGCUAGGAAAUGAGCAAUUGUACAUGGAGACUUCGGAUUCGGUGCCAAGGUUGAACACGGACUCGAGCAGUUCGGAGCACGUGGUUUCGCCCGAUGUCACGUGCGAGAGGGAGGUGCAGAGCGACCCCAAGUGGAACGAUGAUCUGGACCUAAAGCUAGAAAACGCGUUUGAUUUUCAGUUUAAUUACUUGGACGAUAAUAACCUUUCCGUGGAUGAUUACCUUUUUGGCACUGUUCAGUAUCAAAUGGGCCAGCUCUCGCCCUUGCAGGACAUGUUCAUGUACCUACAGAAGAUGUGAAAACUGAAAACGAAACGUUUUGAGCAACAUGGGACCCGCAAAUAUCUUUGUUUUAUUAUUUUUUUAAAAGGAAAAGUCAGCAUUUGUAUGCAAUUGCAUUGCACCUAACAUGUGAUGUGGGCUAGGCCAAGCUUAGCAACUAUUCUUAUUCUUUGUUCUAGAGAGAUGAGGGAAUGUUGAAUUCGGCUGAAAUGGGCUAUUUGGAUUGGUUCUUGGUGUAAAGAAAAAAUGAGAGAAGGAGAUUAGGUGCUGCAGUAAGUAAAAAGUAAGUGAGCAAAUUGAUGAUAGGUUAUUGGAGGGUUAAUGUGUGGGUGUAAGGACUCACUUAGGAAAAUUCUUGUUCCAUUGCUAUUCCAGCAUAUGAUUUUUUCAUAUAUUUUGUAAUAUACAACUUUCUACUUUUCCAUUCAAAGGAAACAACUGAAUGAAAAAUCUUGCUUUCCAAGGAUGGAAA
Glycine soja is the source of this 1503-nucleotide messenger RNA. RefSeq names its product NAC domain-containing protein 2-like. The record is from RefSeq and is a predicted model, not a curated record. Gene Ontology annotation, biological process: regulation of DNA-templated transcription. Gene Ontology annotation, molecular function: DNA binding. The transcript has 3 exons. NCBI's taxonomy places the organism in Eukaryota, Viridiplantae, Streptophyta, Magnoliopsida, Fabales, Fabaceae. Bases 174 to 1049 code for a protein of 291 amino acids.